AUGCCGCAACUCUUUCCGUCCGACCCAUCGGCGACGAUGGUGAUUCGUUCAGUGGUACCGCAAAUCACUACUUUUAGUCUGCCAUUCGCGCGGUUCGGAAUCAUGCGCUUCGGUGCUCGAGGAACACUGGUCAAGCUCGAGACAGGUUCACUCGCGAUCUUCUCACCCGUUAGCCUCACCCCAGAAGUCCGUGAGACAGUCCAGUCACAAGGCGGAAGCGUCAAGUACAUCAUCGCGCCGGAUCUUGAGCACCAUCUGCACAUCACAGCAUGGAAGAACGCCUUCCCUGAAGCGCACAUCAUCGCCCCUGAGGGAUUAUGGGAGAAGCGACAGAAGGUUCCCGAGUUCAAGGAUACCCCGUUCGAGCAUGUGUUUAAGAAGGAUGGGAGCCCACGAACAAUCUCACAAGAGUUCGACACCGAGUUCGAGAUCGAGUACGUGCACGGUCAUAGCUCCCGUGAACUCGUCUUUCUCCACAAGCCCUCGCAUACUAUGAUCGAGGCCGAUUUGCUUUUCAACCUGCCUGCCAAUGAGCAGUACUCGAAGACUGAAGAGGGUAGCACUGCCAAUUUCCUGACUCGCCUGUUUCUCCCCGUUUUGGCUGUUAAAGCCCCUGCUACUCCUCAUCGUCGCUUUGCGUGGUAUAUCCUGGCCAAGGAUAAGAAGGCAUUCACAGAGUCGAUGCGCCGUAUUAUUCGAUGGCACUUUACUCGCAUCAUUCCAUGCCAUGGGGAUGUGAUUGAGAUUGGUGCCAAGGGCGUGUUUCAGGAUGUCUUCGCCUGGUUUUUGAAGGAUGAUCACAAGCAUGUCUAA
Messenger RNA from Penicillium malachiteum, 813 nucleotides. RefSeq lists its product as uncharacterized. The coding region runs from base 1 to 813 and encodes 270 amino acids. The record is from RefSeq and is a predicted model, not a curated record. The transcript has 2 exons. Lineage: Eukaryota; Fungi; Ascomycota; Eurotiomycetes; Eurotiales; Aspergillaceae.